Messenger RNA from Sorex fumeus (smoky shrew), 951 nucleotides. Its product is annotated as retinol dehydrogenase 16-like. The record is from RefSeq and is a predicted model, not a curated record. The transcript has 5 exons. The coding region runs from base 1 to 951 and encodes 316 amino acids. Gene Ontology annotation, molecular function: oxidoreductase activity. NCBI's taxonomy places the organism in Eukaryota, Metazoa, Chordata, Mammalia, Eulipotyphla, Soricidae.
AUGUGGCUGUACCUGGUGGCCCUGGUGGCUCUGUACCACCUUGUGCGCUGGUACCGGGAAAGGCAGGUGGUGAGCCAGCUGCAGGACAAGUACGUCUUCAUCACGGGCUGUGAUUCGGGCUUCAGGAAACUGCUGGCCAAGCAGCUGGACCAGCGGGGCUUGAGGGUGCUGGCUGCGUGUCACAGAGAGAAGGGGGCCGAAUUGUUGAGGGCGCAGACUUCAAACAGGCUGGACACAGUGAUCCUGGAUGUCACCAACUCAGAGAGCAUCGCUGUGGCCACACAGUGGGUGAAGGAGCGCACGGGAGACACAGGUCUGUGGGGUCUGGUGAACAAUGCUGGCAUUACAGGGCUCAUGGCCCCCAACGAGUGGUUGACGAAAAAGGACUUCAUGAAGACACUGGAAGUGAAUCUUUUGGGGGUGAUCGAGGUGACUCUGAGCUUGCUGUCCCUGCUGAGGAAGGCCAGAGGUCGAGUGGUCAACGUCUCCAGUGUUGCUGGUCGUAUUUCUUUAGUUGGUGGUGGCUACAGCAUCUCCAAGUUUGGUCUUGAGGCCUUCUCUGACUCCCUCAGGAGGGAGCUCUCCUUCUUUGGGGUAAAGGUGGCUGUGAUUAAGCCUGGUAAUUUCAAGACUAAAAUGAACAAUUUUGGGUAUAUUUCUCAGAAGUUUUGGGAUGCAUGGGAUCAGGCCAGUCCAGAAGUCAAGGACAUCUAUGGGGAAAACUCUCUGAUGGCCUAUGAGUGCACUGGACUAGACCAGACAAAAGGAAACAAUGAUCUGUCCCUUGUGACUGACUGCUUGGAGCAUGCCCUGGUCUCCUGUCACCCUCGCACCCAAUAUUCAGCUGGCUGGGAUGCCAAAUUCACCUUCAUCCCCCUGAGCUACAUGCCCACGUUUCUGGUGGAUGCCUUACUCAAAAGGAGAAUGUUGAGGCCUGUCAAGACCCUGUGA